UCUUCUUCUUAUGAGUGUGAAAGAAAGGGAUCAGAGAAUGGAACUUCUGCUAAAAGAAAAGGUGGUGAACAUGUUGAAAGCAUAUGAAGGAGGUAUGUACGAAGAGAUGGCUAAGUUUGGGGCAUAUUUCAGAUCAAAGUGUGGGAUAUCUCCCAGCACUGCAAUAUCAGUCAUACUGGGCUGUGUUUGCCUCUACAUGUUGGUGAAGCGAAGCUGGGAACCAAAGCAAACGGCAAAGACAAAGCCUAAGAUUCUUGAAAGGUCCAAGUCAAUUGCGAAGCUGUAUGGUGGAGAUCUUGCAUUGACCAGACUUGACGACUACAAUGCAGCUGUGACCAUACCCUGCUUUCUGGAACGCAGUGAUCUUGUUUUGAAGGGUCUGCUUGAGGAAGAACACCUUGACUUGAAGAAGCUCCAGAGUGUGACGGCAAGGCUGGAGAUGGCUGGGAGGGAAGAAGAAGGAGUGAGAUUACUGAAAGAAGCAAAAACGAAGAAUGCUCAAAAGUCUCACCAUGUUUACGAGAUUGACAUGUUACUCGUCGAAUUGCUCAUCUGCAUGGGAAAACUUGACGAGGCCAAGGGCUGUGCAUGCCUGAACCAGCAAAAAAUGAUGGCAUUUGAUGCUCGACGUCCGCUCUUCAAGGCAAUAAUAUAUGGAAUGCGUGAGGAUUGGGGGAAAGCAGAAAGUUUUUGGAAUAAGUUCGUGGAUCUGAGGGAAGCAAUAAUGACAAUGGGGGGGCAGGAGGAACUGAAGCCUGAAAUUAGGGAUUUCAGGGACUUUGAGGAGAAAGUGAAAGAUUUUCAUAAGGAAAUUGAUCGGAGGUCGUCGCAGUUUGCAAGGCUGCACAGUGGGGAUGUUGCUUUGAGGAGACUUAAGGACUUCAAUAAGCCCCUACCUAAUCAUACUUCUGAACCCCCAGCUCUUGUUUUGAAGACUCUGCUUCAGGAACAACCUCUUGACUUGAAGAGGCUCCAGAGUGUGCUAGGAAGGCUGGAUAUGGCGGAAAUGGGAGAUGAAGAAGUGAAGUUACUAAGUGAAGCAGCCAAAAUGAAAAAAUCUGAAGCUGCCAAAUCUCUUGACGCUUACGAGCUUGAAAUGUUACUUGUUGAGAUGCUCAUCUAUAAGGGAAGACUUGAUGAAGCCUUGCAGUGUCAAUGCUUGAACCGUUCACAAAAGCCACUCGAAGUCGACGCUCGCUCUCCACUCUUCAAGGCAAUUAUAUAUGGAAUGCGGGACGAUUGGGGAAAGUCUCAAAGAUUUUGGAAUGAAUUCGUAAAUGUGAGGGGAAAAUCUAUGGCAAAAGUGGGGCAGAAGGGCCUUGAUGAGAUUACUAAUUUCGAAAUGUUCAAAGAAAAAGUCCAACAUUUUCGAAGUGAAAUCGCCAAGAAAAAUCCUUGAACAAUACUAUGAUGUCUCAGUGUCAUGCAAAUAUAUAAAAAGGGAAGGGACAAAAAAGAGAAAAAAGAUACGAUUAGUUUGGAAGCAGAUCGUACCGAUUUCAAUAAUGUAUUUUUAUUUAUUUAAUCUGAUAAAGACAUGUAUGAAUUUAUUCUACAUUCAUAUUUAUUUAUUUUUUCAUUUUAACAAUUUGCUUUUUCA
This is a messenger RNA of Neltuma alba, 1600 nucleotides long. RefSeq lists its product as uncharacterized. The coding region runs from base 11 to 1399 and encodes 462 amino acids. The record is from RefSeq and is a predicted model, not a curated record. Lineage: Eukaryota; Viridiplantae; Streptophyta; Magnoliopsida; Fabales; Fabaceae. The transcript is spliced from 7 exons.